Dermatophagoides farinae (American house dust mite) is the source of this 1323-nucleotide messenger RNA. NCBI's taxonomy places the organism in Eukaryota, Metazoa, Arthropoda, Arachnida, Sarcoptiformes, Pyroglyphidae. The record is from RefSeq and is a predicted model, not a curated record.
UCGAAUAUACAAGAAUGGUUUAAAUCGUAUAAAUAAAUUUGACGGCCAUUCAUUUUUAUACGAUUAUACUGGUCUGGUCUAUUCUAUGUUUCAAAUGACCGGAUUAUUGUUUGUGAAUAAUGAUGGCAAGCAAAUAAUUUUAAAUUUUUUGAUGAUGAUCAUAUUCAUGACGAUCGUUGCAAAAAUUGUAUUGGCUGAUGAUAAAUAUAAAUCAAUUAUUGUGCGUGGUAAUAAUGAAACCGAAUGGCAUUCUAUACGAUAUCCAUACAAAUCUGUCUAUGGUCUAUACGAAAGAUUAAAAUGUGAUGGAUCGAUUCAUGAACGAUUUCAUGAAUGUGAACGAUCGGCACAUCAUUCAUGGGUAAUCACCAUUGAUGAUUAUUUUUAUGAAUCAAAAAAGUUUUGCUGCUUCAUCUGGCAAACACUUGAUUGUGAAAUUGGUGUUUCUGGAGAAUGUGAUAAAGAAUAUUCUAAGAAACUCGAAACCAGCACCGAAGAAUCAUACAAAUCAAUGUGUGAUCGAGUUGGUUCAGCUCGUGGAUCAACAUCAUGUUGGUUGACACAAGAUAGACAAGAAACAAUUGCUUGGAUAGUCGGAAUCAUAAUUUUCAUCUUAACGUUGGUCUGUGCAUGUUUGGGAAUUCGAACUUAUCUUAAUAAGAUUAAUACUGCAAAGCCUAAAUUAGAAAUUAGCGAACCAUUUUUUUUCAGAAAGGAAACGCAUUUAUUUGUCGAGAAACACUUUCCGCUAGUUGUUGCCGAAUUAAGAGCAAGAGCACGGAAAGGUAUUCCACUUCCAAAACGAAGAACUCGAGGAAACAAAUCAUUUUUACAUCCCAAUAUGGGUGGCCCAAAAAUGGAUGCAGCAAGUGUUCCAAAGAAUAUCCCUUCAUCUACAUCAAGAACACCAACUACAGUAAUGCCAAAACAAGCAACAACAACAACAACCACGUCACCACCUAGAACAUUGACUUCAGUAAUGAAAUCUAAAGGAAAAACAAAUAUGUUAAGCCAAUCAAUUUUACAUGCCGAUACGGGCCUAACGGGUUCACCAUCACCAAGUGUUUCAAGAAAUAUCACUACUCCAAAAAUAGUGGUUAUAGCGGCACCUGAAAGUGUGACAAUACCAUCACCACCGUCACCAACUCCAACGAUAACACCGCCAGGAACACCUACAAUAUCAACAUCGUCAAUGGGUUCUUUGGAUUUUACUGGAUUGACUGAGGCAGAACGAUUACAGAGAAUUGCACAACACUUUGAUCCUCUACUAAAAAUGUAGAUGAUUGCGAAUGGUGGUGUUGAUGUGUUCAAAGAAAAUAAGAA